This is a messenger RNA of Eremomyces bilateralis CBS 781.70, 1595 nucleotides long. RefSeq lists its product as uncharacterized. Gene Ontology annotation, cellular component: cytosol. Gene Ontology annotation, biological process: mannitol catabolic process. The transcript is spliced from 3 exons. NCBI's taxonomy places the organism in Eukaryota, Fungi, Ascomycota, Dothideomycetes, Eremomycetales, Eremomycetaceae. The record is from RefSeq and is a predicted model, not a curated record. Gene Ontology annotation, molecular function: mannitol-1-phosphate 5-dehydrogenase activity. Bases 207 to 1382 code for a protein of 391 amino acids.
AUCAACUUAUCUCCUCUCUUGUGUACAUCACCCCCAACUUCUUCCUAAACUUUCCACCUCCACCUUUCUUCCAUCAACACCCCACACUCUUCCACAUCCGUGUCAGCUUUCAUUGCUUUUGCACAGACACCUUCAAUUCUAUCUUGACAACUCAAUCCCUCUCACACCAACCUCACUAUACCUACUCCAUCGAUCAAUUGAUCAUCAUGGCUCCUUACGAGAAGAAGUCCAUACAUUUCGGUGGUGGGGCUAUCGGCCGUGGCUUUGUUGGAGAGUUCCUCCACAACUCCGGCUAUGAGGUCGUCUUCGUCGAUGUCAUGGACAGCAUCAUCGAUUCCCUCAACAAGAACCCCUCCUACACCGUCACGGAGAUCGGCGACGAUGGAACCCGCGAGUUUACCAUCGAUCACUACCGCGCCAUCAACAGCAAGCAUGAUGAGGCCAAGGUGAUCGAGGAGAUCGCCACCGCUGAUACCGUCACCUGUGCCGUCGGCCCCAACGUCAUGCGGUUCAUCGGCCCCGUCAUCGCCAAAGGCAUCGAAGCCCGCAAGCUCGACUACCCCCUCGCCGUCGUCGCGUGCGAGAACAUGAUCGGCGCCACCGAUGCCCUCGCCGGCUUCAUCAAGGAGAAGCUCAGCGCAGACACCCUCAAGACGAUCGACACUAAGGCGCGCUUCGCCAACAGCGCCAUCGACCGCAUCGUCCCGCAGCAGGACCCCGCCGCCGGCCCGCUCGACGUGAAGAUCGAAAAGUUCCACGAAUGGUGCAUCGAGACCCCCCCCUUCGACGGCGUCGGCCACCCCCAGAUCGAAGGCGUCCACUUCGUCAAGGACCUCAAGCCCUUCAUCGAACGCAAGCUCUUCACCGUCAACACCGCGCACGCCACCGCCGCCUACUACGGCUACGCCCGUGGCAAGGCGCUCAUCCACGAGGCCGUCGCCGACCCGGAGAUCCAGGCCAUCGUCCGCUCCGUCGUCAAGGAGACCGCCAGCCUCAUCGUCAAGAAGCACGGCGUCGCCCCCGCCGACCAGGACGCCUACAUCGAGGCCAUCAUCAAGCGCAUCUCCAACCCCGCCCUCGAGGACAAGGUCGAGCGCGUGGGCCGCGCCCCGCUGCGCAAGAUCAGCCGCAACGAACGCUUCGUCGGCCCCGCCUCCCAGCUCGCCGAGGCGAACAUGGACUGCUCCCACCUCGUCGCCGCCAUUGAGUGGGCCCUGCGCUUCCAGAACGUCGAGGGCGACGAGGAGAGCAAGGAGCUCGCGAAGAAGCUGGCCGCCGGCACACCGGAGGGGUUGGCAACAGAGCUGUGCGGUCUGGAGGCCACGCAUCCGCUGUUCGACCGCGUCGUGGCCGUCAUCAAGAAGGUGAAGGAGUCCCCGUAACUGCGGACGCGGACGGAUCCCCAGUACGUCGGAGCACGGAAUGCGGGGAUCGCAUCAUGAGGAUUAUGGAUACGGCGAAAUUGAUGGAUGACAGCGCACAAGCGAAGGUUGAACUUUUUCAUUUUUUUUCAUGAGCACCAUGAACAGUAUGGAGCAAGAUUACCGACUUUCCGGUUUUCUAUUUGAGUCUCCAAUAAAAAUUCCACAGAAGGC